GCGGAACUUCCGGGUUUAUGCAAGUUGUCAACAGUUUGCUAAAGAUAAAUAAACAUGUAGCAAGAUAUUGUGAGAGCAGAACGCUACCCCUCUUUUUCCUGCAGAGAGAGAGACGGGGAGGGAGAGUGAAGACCGAAAGACUGACAGAGGCCGCCGCGGAAAGCAGAAGUAGCUAGUUAGUUAACUAGCUAGGUAGCUAGCUAGAAUGUUUAGCUACUGUAGCUAGCUAGUGUUGUGAGAAGUGUCAGUCCCAGGCCAGCUAACAACGGGCUGAUGUGUGUGAUAACUCCAGCCUGCUCUCCCUCUACUGAUGCCUGUCUCUGUCUUGGCUGGGGCUCCAUGGAAGAGCUGCUAGUACAGGGCGGAACAGGAACGUGACUGCAGCCGACUCUCCUCACCCCUGCCAAGCCCUCUGCCCUGAGCCAGUGUCUGUUCGGCUGUAACUCAGAGGCUACCAUCUCUAGAUGUUCCACAGACACGGUUGGAACCCUGCAUACUGCUAGAGGUUCCAGAACCCUGCUAGAGGUUCCAGAACCCUGCAUACUGCUGCUGCUAGAGGUUCCAGAACCCUACUAGAGGUUCCAGAACCCUGCAUACUGCUGCUGCUAGAGGUUCCAGAACCCUACUAGAGGUUCCAGAACCCUGCAUACUGCUGCUGCUCGAGGUUCCAGAACCCUGCAUACUGCUGCUGCUCGAGGUUCCAGAACCCUGUUAGAGUUUCCAGAACAAGAUGAGUGGGGGUAAGAAGAGGAGUGGCUUCCAGAUUACCAGUGUGACGUCAGACUACACCGGGAGCUCUGGGGAAGCCCCACCCCCUGCCCAGGCCUCUAGCCAAUCAAAUCCCUCCCCUCAGUCCUCCAGCCAAUCCACUGCUUCCUCCCAGCUUGGCCCCUUCCACCAGCAGGGAAGCUCCUCCCAGCCGACGACUCCCCUCUCUCUGAGGAAAUACAACUCCCAAGAUGCCGCGGGGCAGGGCUCCAGGUUCCGAGUUGUCCGAUUGGGCCAGGGCCACGGAGAACCCUAUCACCGGGGGCGAUGGACCUGCACUGACUUCCUGGAACGAGAGGAAGGGUUGGGGCUUAGACGGGUGAUGGACAGCAUGAGACACGCCCACUCUCUGGAGUCGCUUGAGGGGAUUGGUCUAGAGAGGGGAGGGGCUGGAGGCGGGCUGCUGGGGCACGUGCGCGCUCUCAGGACGGGACACCUUGUGCACUCUCAGGGUACCUCCCACUUGCUGGCCCAGCCAAUAGGGUCUGAUGGGGAGGGGUUUGGAGGGCUGAAGCCCCUCCUCCUCCACAGCGGCCCAUCCUCCCCCACACACCUGGACAGACUCCACUUACGAUUGGUCGACUCCACGCCCCCACUGCCCAGCCCCCGCCCACGGAACAUCCCCCCCCCUCUACGCCUGGAUGUGGACUCUACCGGGAGGUCUCUGUUGAGAGUGUCUAAUUCCCAGCCCAGCUCCCCUGGCCCCCCCCUACAGGAUAGAGAUGGUAUGUUCCCGCCCAGUCUGACUCCCAUCCAGACUCCUUCGGCCUGGUCCAUGUUCGGCUCCGGGGGGGGCUUCCAUCUGCCGGGGGACGACAGUGGGUCUAGCAGCAGCAUGAUCGCAAUAGACAACAAGAUCGAGCAAGCCAUGGACCUUGUAAAGACCCACCUGAUGCUGGCGGUCAGAGAGGAAGUGGAGUCGCUAUGGGAACAGAUUAAAGAACUAUCAGAAAGGAACGCCCAGCUGGAGAGAGAGAACUAUAUCCUCAGGACUCUGAGAGACAGAGACUGACACACCAACAGCAUGUUAAACUCCUGUAAUGAUCUCUCUGUUGUUCAAAUCAUUAAGACCUGUAACAUGACUGAUGAUGAAGAGUGAUUCUCUCUAACUGCAGAAAACAAUAAUAAAUAACUUACUAAAGAGCU
Molecule: messenger RNA, 1914 nt
Organism: Coregonus clupeaformis (lake whitefish)
Lineage: Eukaryota; Metazoa; Chordata; Actinopteri; Salmoniformes; Salmonidae
Product: TSC22 domain family protein 1
Exons: 6
Coding region: 731-1780 (349 amino acids)
Biological process (GO): regulation of transcription by RNA polymerase II
Source: RefSeq, a predicted model, not a curated record